This is a messenger RNA of Volvox carteri f. nagariensis, 3223 nucleotides long. RefSeq lists its product as uncharacterized. Gene Ontology annotation, molecular function: glycosyltransferase activity. Bases 113 to 1921 code for a protein of 602 amino acids. The transcript has 15 exons. The record is from RefSeq and is a predicted model, not a curated record. NCBI's taxonomy places the organism in Eukaryota, Viridiplantae, Chlorophyta, Chlorophyceae, Chlamydomonadales, Volvocaceae.
CUUUUUAUCCGCGAAUCCACAAUCUUGUGAAACAUGCCAUAUCCAUUUCGGGGUGUUGAUCGGAGCUGCUAGUUGGAAAACAAGUAUCGUUUACCACGCGCCAACGAAAACCAUGUUGUGGAUCAUGCAAGCUCGCUUUUGGUUCACCGUUCCUACUGUGUACCUACUGUUUUCGACACUUUCUCGUUACGUUCAUGCUGCGGACGGUAAUGGGGUUCACAUCGCUUACCUCACAGACUGCACUAUGUACAGCGACUGGCAAACAGUGGGUAUGGUUUUCAGCUACAAACGAUCACGUCAGCCUCUGGACUCACAGCUGACGCGAAUUAUGUGUUGCACGGAUGAGGAGCGGAAACGCUACAACGAGCAGCUUUUGUCCAUUGUCCAGACACACGUCGCGCCUUCGUUUGCCCAUAAUGAGAAAACGGACGAUUGGUAUGCUGCGUACAAUAAGCCAGGUGCUGUUUAUGACUGGCUCAAGCACGUCACUCCGAAGGAGGACUGGGUCCUGGUGCUGGAUUCGGACAUGUAUCUCCGCAAGCCCUUCUACCCACAAUUUUUUAAUGCCACACGCGGCUGGUGCGUUUCGGCCGAUUACACCUAUAUGAUUGGGGUUAACAAUGAGCUGGCGGUUAGGCACAUACCGGAGAUUGAGCCACGGAAUGAUGAGCUGGCGGGACCGGUGGGCCGUCGCGGCGACCAGGUUGGUGGGUUCUUCUUCAUGCAUCGUGACGAUCUCAGUCGCGUGGCUCCCUUAUGGCUCAAGUAUACUGAGGACGUGCGUGAGGACCCGGAGGCGUGGAGGUUGAGUGGUGACCAAUAUGUGGAGAAAGGUGGAAAGCCCUGGAUUUCUGAGAUGUACGGUUAUGCGUUUGGAGCCGCCAAGGCCAACGUUUGGCAUAAGUGGGACAAGCGCACAAUGAUGUACCCCACCUACAGGCCUACAGCAUCGGAGCAUCAGCCGGUGCAUGUAGCUUUCCUGACCGACUGUGCUAUGUAUUCUGAUUGGCAAAGUGUGGGCAUGGCGUUCAGCUUUAAGAUGUCAGGCCAACCUGGAAGUGUGAUCCGGGUUAUGUGUUGCUCGGAAAAGGACAGAAAGAACUACAACAAGGGUCUCUUAACAAUGGUGGACACCUGGGUGGCACCAGAUAUGUCACGCAGUCCGCGAAACGGCGACCGGUAUGCCGCCUAUAAUAAACCUGAGGCGGUUCUUGAUUGGCUUGACCACCAAGUUCCAAAGCACGAAUAUGUCUUGGUUUUGGACUCGGACAUGGUGCUUCGUCGGCCUUUCUUCAUUGAAGAGUUGAAUCCUAAGAGGGGGCUGGCGAUUGGAGCUCGGUAUACCUACAUGAUUGGUGUGGCUAACGAGCUAGCAGUUCGUCAUAUUCCACACGUGCCUCCACGGAACGAUACCCUUGCGGGACCCUAUGGUCGCCGAGCUGACCAAGCUUACCGUCUGUCCGGCGACGUGUACGCUGUCAAUCCUGGUGACCGUCCUUGGAUUUCAGAAAUGUAUGGUUAUGCUUUUGGAGCAGCAAACCACAAUGUCUGGCAUAAGUGGGACACGUUUUCCAUGAUCUACCCUGGUUACGAGCCCCGGGAGGGUAUCCCCAAGUUAAUGCACUAUGGACUCCUGUUUGAGGUUGGGAAAAACUACUCGUUCGAUAAGCAUUGGCACUACGACUUCGACGUCACAAAAUGCCCGCCAUGGGACCUGAAAGACCCCAAGCGCCGAAGCCAAGGUAUCUUCCCGGAGCCGCCCCGUCCUAGCUCGCUUCCGAAGGGCGACUUCCUGGGCUUUUACCGCGACCUCCUGGCCAUUGAGACCCUGGCCACCUUAAAUGCUGCGUUCUGUGAUUACCACAUUUCGCACUGCCCUCCUUCGGAGCAGCUGGUGACUGUGUGCAAAGAGCCUUUAUAAUGAAGCUCGCGAGUACAUAAAGGAAGCGGAAUCGCAUUACGACUGUCAGAACUUCCAUCCCAAGUGCGAGGAGUGGGCCAAGACAGGCGAGUGUGAUAAGAACCAGGGGUAUAUGACGGAGACCUGCCGUAAGGCAUGCAACCGUUGCAGCCAGCAGAACAUGUAUUUUCCGGAAACAAGCACCAAGGACCUGGAGGACAAGUUAGCAAAAAUGGCCAAGGAGCUGCAGCCGCUAGCAGAAGACCCUGAUCAGCAGAAAGGGGCAACCGGUGUAUCACCAGCAGACAGCUCCAGUCCGGUUGUCGUUCCUAAGCAGGAGCAGCCAGUCGUGGUUGUACCGCGGAACAUGAAGCCCACGGAACAGGCUUCACCGUUGCCCAGCCCUUCGCCUGUCCACUCGCCACCGCCCAGCCCGCCACCGCACUCACCCCCACCGAGCCGGCCACCACAUUCACCACCACCAAGCCCGCCGCCAUCAUCGCCGCCGCCGAACCCACCGCCGCCUAGCCCACCUAAGGUCCAGAGCGAAAAACAGCUCCUGGUUAAGGAUUGCGUGAAGGCUGCCAAGCAGGGUAUUGCUUAUGAGCCGAAGCAAACGACUGCCGGAGGCUCCCAAGCAUCAUCGGGGGAAUCGGCGGAUGGGGCUGAGGGCGUUGGGCAAAAAGACUUGACGCGUGUUGGCCGGGUCAUUGAGCGUGACCUUGAAGACUUGACAUUGACUCAGCAAGACGUCAAAAAAGGUGCGGCGCCUGUGCUGGACCCGCCGGUGGUUGGCCCCUCGUUGCACGCGCUGCUUGGUCGUCUCAACAAGUGGCAAGCGUUGCUGAUUUGGCUCUUGGUGGUGGCUGCCUUCCUUGCUAUCAUGCCGCGAAUCGCACGCCUACGGCGGCGCGCUCGAUCAGGAAUGCGCACUGAGUAAGCAGCGGGAUGUUUGGCGCUUUUAUGAAUGCGCUAGAAUUUGACCGUAGCAUUAAGACCAUUUUUGGCGCCUCGUCCGAUUAGAAAAAGGUUGGCUCGAGCCGCAUGAGAACUGAGGCGAGGGGGUUAGUGCCUGACCAGGGCGUGGAAGAUUGCGAUUGCAUCAUUGACCCAGGCAUAUAGCUGACAGUUAGGAUAAUAGGUUGCAAAAUGUCAGGCCGCGUCGAGUGGGAGGGUUAUAUUGGUUUCUUAACACGUGACCUUUCAUCCUUCUUGGUGUGAUGCUGCUUCCGUGUUCGGUUUGGUUCAUGCAGCAGGUGACAUUACCUAGCAUGCAGUACGCGCCUGUAGCGGCAGGGCAAUAGGAGUAAUGCCGGUGUACCU